Messenger RNA from Vicia faba (fava bean), 441 nucleotides. The record is from the annotation of a GenBank genome assembly. Lineage: Eukaryota; Viridiplantae; Streptophyta; Magnoliopsida; Fabales; Fabaceae.
AUGGAUAAAGUUAAGGGAGAGUUGAUGUUGGCUGUUGGGAUGGGUACACAGGCGGAUCAUUUUAUAGUUGCAACUUGUGAGAAUAUGAUCAAUGGAAUAGGUAUGAGGCCUGGAGACAUUCUCACGGCUUCAAAUGGAAAGACUAUUGAGGUUAACAACAAUAGUUCAAUUGGUUCAGGUGUUGAUGGGUAUGACGAAAUUUGUCUCAGAAUCAAACUUCUCCUUCUUGCACUUACAUGCAUUGCUGCAAUUCCUAAACUUGGCACAACAAAAGUUUCUUGCUCACAGUUAUUUUCCAUGAGAACUGAGAACGGAGAAUUUCUUGUACAUUUUGGUCCCCGAGCUGCAACUUUUAGAGAAAAAGAUGAGUGGGGUUUAGAAGAGGUUGUUUUCUGGGUAAAUUUGGCUCAGAGGCAGUUGCAGCAAGCUAUUGAUAACUAG